AUGGCCCAACGCAAUGAGGAAUCGAUUGUACCAGUGACACAAAGUCCAGCUUCAGAACCCCCUCUACAUACAAAUGCGAAUGGAUCCGCAGCAGUUCAACUCUCAGACUUGCGGGCUGAGCUGAGUGCUGACGGGUCCCAAGACGGCGCCACAACAUCGAACUGGCACACGAACAGAGCCCCGGCCGAGGCUUCAGAUUACAUCAACGGUGGUACUGCACACCAUAGUCAUAGCCCAGCAUCAUCGAUUAGGCCACCUACUGCUACAGCCAACUCUCCCCACAGGUCAUCAGCCUUGAAGCAAGGACCAGCCCCGUCAAGUGCUUUCCCACACGAUGCCCCGGCUACGGGUGCAGGCACAUCUACCCCACCAGGUAGACGGAGUGUGCAGUUUGCAAGGCAAGAUCCGGGAGCUUCCUAUGCGGGACAUUCCAGGCAAGGUUCAUGGGGGGUCGAAGAUUGGGAGACCCCAGGCAAGGACCGCCGAGGACAAUCUUUGAUGUCAAAACUGAAGGCACUGGCUGCCACAGGUACUCAUAGUAGGAAUCAAAGCAACACUGCGAACUCCAUUGACGAAGGUACGGCAUCUGCACCUUUUUCGCCUGCCACAGAUCGAUCAGCCAGAUUCCCGCAGACAUUACAAGAAGAAGGCAGCGACGUGGAUGCGGAUGCUGAGGAGACAGCUGAUGAAGGAGGUGCACCUGAUACUGAUCGAAUCAGACGAAAGCGUCGGAUGCGAAGACCCCCAGAGACUGCAGGGGCGAGCCAGACCGCACCGAAUACACCCAGAGCACGGAACACGGCGCAAGCAGAUUAUGCGGGGAGGAGUGGCCGUCCAACUUUUUUCUUGAGUCGGCGAGCGACAGAUGGAUCGCUGGAGCAGCGAGGUCAUGUUUCGGAGGGUGAAGGCCGUGAUAGACUGGAUGCUCAGCGACCCUGGAGACGUGGAAGCUCAUGGAUGACUGGUGCUCGAGGACAGAGCUACGGGGGAAAUAAUUCUGUUGACGUUGACAGUCCACCGACUUCGAGAAGACCAAGCACUUUCAGGCGUGCACUCACCGGGCUAGGAGGAGGUCAGAGUGACGGUGAUGGACCAGCUCCAAGAAGACCCUUCCUAGCAGCGGAGCGUGCGUCGACAUUUGGAGCUCAGAGAUGGCGGAUGCUGAAGCACGGUCUCAAGUUAUUGGGUCAGAAGAAGGAGGAACACAGGGUUGAUUAUCUCAAGUCGGCAGAGUUGAUGGCUGAACUCCGUGCUGGGGCUCCCGCGGCACUUAUGCUUGCUAGCAUGAUUCAACGAGAUGAGCACGGAAAUAAACGUAUUCCUGUUCUCCUCGAACAGCUGAAGUUACGGGUGACAGACAGUAAGCCUAGUCUCGACGAGCCUUCAGAAACGGAAAGACAUCUUGUCUUCAGUAUCGAGCUUGAAUAUGGAAAUGGCUUGAAUCGCAUGAAAUGGGUUGUUCAUCGCUCUCUUCGAGAUUUUGCUAAUCUGCACCUACGCUACAAAUUUCAAGGUAGCAGCGAUAAGUAUAUUCAACUCCGGAGCGAUGUUGAUUCGAGGCCGAAGCAACCUCGAUUUCCCAAAUCAGCAUUUCCAUAUUUUAGGGGCGUUCGCGGACUUGGCGAAAGUGAAGAAGACGAAGCAGAGACAAUCCGUGCCUCCGAGACUGCUGGAGAGGCAACGCAUAGCGAAACGGAGCGAAAACGGAAGAAGAAACGCCCUUCACUGGGCGGAGGCCGAAGAAGGUCCAGCGCCGUAGAAACAGAUCCAAAUACUGGAGCUGUUAUUGGGGGGAGCCAGGCCGCCCACCAGAAGAGGAUCUUCAAUGAGAGACAACGUAGGAGGCUUGAGCAAUACCUCCAAGAAAUGAUUCGAUGGCUCAUCUUUCGAGCUGAUAGCAACCGCCUUUGUCGGUUCUUGGAGCUCUCUGCUCUUGGAGUGCGAUUGGCAGCCGAGGGGAGUUACCAUGGGAAGGAAGGAUUCCUUGUCAUUCAAUCGGCGAAGGGUCUAGACGUCAGGAGAAUGCUCGCACCCAAGAACGUUUUCUCUCGACACUCUCCGAAAUGGUUUCUGGUCAGACACAGCUACAUUGUCUGCGUCGAAUCCCCAGAGAAUAUGCACAUCUAUGAUGUCUACCUUGUGGAUCCAAAAUUCGAGAUCAGGAAAAAGCGACGCAAGCUCAAAGAGCUAGGUGGAAAAGAGAUUGGAAAAGAGAUUGUUGCACAAGCCGAGACUUCUGCAAAACAUCCUAAACAUCAUACCUUGAAAUUGCAGAACUCAGAGGGGAAGAUCAAGCUCUUAGCUAAGAAUGAGCGCCAACUAAGACAAUUCGAGGAGUCUUUGACGUUCAUGUUGAAUAAUACUCCAUGGUCAAAACCAAAUCGAUUUGGAAGUUUUGCACCCGUGCGCACCGAUGUCUACGCCCAGUGGCUUGUAGAUGGCCGGGAUUAUAUGUGGAAUGUUUCUCGAGCCAUAAACAUGGCCAAAGAUGUCAUUUAUAUUCAUGAUUGGUGGCUCAGCCCUCAAUUGUACAUGCGAAGGCCUGCUGCGAUCAGUCAGAAAUGGCGUCUUGAUAGGCUACUUCAGAGGAAGGCCAGAGAGGGUGUCAAGAUCUUCAUCAUUAUCUACAGAAAUGUUGAAGCUGCCAUUCCUAUCGAUUCUGAGUUUACCAAAUUUUCGAUGCUCGACCUCCACCCCAACAUAUUCGUACAAAGGUCGCCAAACCAGUUCAAGAAGAACCAGUUCUUCUUCGCCCAUCACGAGAAAAUCUGCAUCGUUGACCACACCGUGGCCUUUGUCGGCGGUAUCGACCUCUGCUUCGGUCGAUGGGAUACACCACAACACUCUGUGGUGGACGACAAGCCAACUGGCUUUGAACAGUCAGACCUUCCCAAAGAUGCGGAUCACUGCCAGCUAUGGCCUGGUAAAGAUUAUUCAAAUCCUCGAGUCCAAGACUUCUACAAGCUCUCGGAACCUUACGCGGAGAUGUAUGACCGCUCCAAGACUCCUAGAAUGCCUUGGCAUGAUGUCUCCAUGCAAGUUGUUGGCCAGCCUGCCCGCGAUUUAACCCGCCACUUUGUGCAAAGAUGGAAUUAUGUGCUUCGAGGUCGUAAACCUACAAGACCAACCCCAUUUCUGCUUCCCCCACCGGACUAUGAUCCCGCUGACCUUGAGGCCCUGGGGCUCACUGGUACCUGCGAGGUCCAGAUACUACGUUCGGCUACGGACUGGUCCCUAGGAGUCACAGAGACGGAGCACAGUAUCAUGAAUGCAUAUUGCAAAAUGAUUGAGGAGUCGGAACACUUUGUUUACAUGGAGAACCAGUUUUUUAUCACGAGUUGUGAGACGAUGAACGUCAAAAUCGUCAACAAGAUUGGCGAUGCCAUUGUCGAGCGUGCAAUUCGAGCUUAUCAGAACAAUGAGAGUUGGCGAUGCGUCAUACUCAUUCCUCUUAUGCCGGGGUUUCAAAACACCGUGGACGAACCCGAUGGCACGAGUGUACGAUUAAUUAUGCAAUGCCAGUUCCGUAGUAUUUGCCGUGGUGAAGGGUCAAUCUUCGGCCGUUUGCGGAGUUACGGCAUCGAACCCGAAGACUUCGUCCAAUUCUAUAGCCUCCGAGCAUGGGGCAGGAUCGGCCCAAAGAAGAUGCUGGUGACUGAACAGCUAUAUAUCCAUGCGAAGAUCAUCAUUGUCGAUGACCGUAUUGCAUUGAUUGGUUCAGCAAACAUCAACGAAAGAUCUAUGCUAGGUUCGCGAGACUCCGAGUGUGCGGCUGUGGUUCGAGACACCGAUAUGCUUUGGUCAGUAAUGGAUGGAGAACCAUAUCUCGUUGGCCGUUUUGCCCACACUCUGCGCAUGCGUCUGAUGAGGGAGCACCUCGGCGUUGAUGUGGACGAGAUCAUGGAGGAGGAGCGCCGCGCGGAGUUGGAUAAAGAAGAGGAAGACUAUGAGACAAAGAUGAAUGGGAUCUAUGGUGACGCUGGCGAUACUGACUCGGUGCAAGACCGGGUUGGCGAGAUGGAACCUGGGCUUCUUGACCAAGCUGCACGCAUUGCAAAGCAGGAAUUGCGGAGCUUCAAUCACGACGUCGACUGGGAAGAACAAGAUAAUCCCAACAUAGAACCUGAUAAGUUCAAACCUCUUACAACCGAUAGCAGAGUCACUGGCAACGCACGACAUGCUGCCGACGUUGACGGGGAGGGUGGAGACCACUGGAAGACUGCCGAGCAAGCUGGGCUUGUUCGUGGCAGAGACUCGAUUCUAGUUGACGGGGCUCGCGAGGUGUUGCUCGCGGAUAUUGCAGCGGAAGGCAGAGGUACCGUAGACCACCCAAAAAAGCCACAAUCCGGAGCUUCGCCUGCUGCUCUUCAGCGCGGCGGCAGCAAUGACAGCAGAUCCGGCAGCGAUAGUCUUCCACCACUGCCGCCAUUGCUGCCACGACGGACUACAGAGCAAUUAGGGCUAUCUCAACUCUCUCAGCUCCCUCCUCUCCCUGCUCUGGACGAUACAGAUAUCGGUGGGCCUCCGCUACAUUUCGAUGUAUCUGGAAAUCCCACGUCAAAGCCCUACAAUCCGGUGACAGCUGAUAUCAAAACAGCCCACGUGGAUAAAGACUGUAUGCGGGACCCACUGGACGAUUCUUUCUUCGAGGAUACGUGGCGACUUAUUGCAGAGAACAAUACCAAAAUUUUCAGACGGGUAUUCAGAUGUCAUCCUGACAGCGAGGUCACGAAUUGGCAUGAAUACAGGGAAUUUGUGGCUUAUGCUGAGAGAUUUGCCCAGGCGCAAAGUGGUGUCAAAAGCACCGAACGAGAAGAGCAAGAAGCCCCGGGUAAAAGUGGACCACCUGGAGCAGCAACGACAGUUCCAGGCUUGGGAGGUAUAAGUCAAGGUUUGACCACCAUAUCCGAGAAGGCCAAUUCACAUGGAAAUAAUGGGACUGUGGCAGAAUGGGCUGAGAAUGCCAAUGCGGAACAUAAUGAGCGCCUCGGCACUUCCAAUGCCAAUGAAGCGACCACGCACGGCCAGAUUGAUGGACUUGAUGAGAAAGCUACUAUGAAGCGGGUAUCAGGUGAAGCGCCAUCUUUACCAAAAACACCAGUAAUGGCUGCGAGGAAUGAAAACUUCCCGCCCCUCGAUUCUACGUUGAUCAAUUCAUCGACCGCAGAACCCGAGAAGGCUUCACAAUCGGCCUCACGGAAAGCUACAUUCACUUCGACGACGCCUCCAGAGAAUAAGGCAAGCAAUGCUGCCCCUCCCAACACUUUGAACCAAGGCUCUGUCAAAAAGCGUCGUCGUGGGACUACGAAGGGUAGCCGUCGGGGCUUCUCUGCAAGCGACGAUCUCCUCAGCCCGGCCGACACCGAAGAACUCUUGAGUAUGGUUCAAGGACAUCUGGUCGCCUUUCCGUAUGACUGGCUCAUCAAAGAAGAACUCAACUCAAAUUGGCUGUACCAGGUAGAUCAAGUGGCGCCUCUUCAAAUCUAUGACUAA
Molecule: messenger RNA, 5493 nt
Organism: Amorphotheca resinae ATCC 22711
Lineage: Eukaryota; Fungi; Ascomycota; Leotiomycetes; Helotiales; Amorphothecaceae
Exons: 2
Coding region: 1-5493 (1830 amino acids)
Biological process (GO): cell motility
Molecular function (GO): catalytic activity
Source: RefSeq, a predicted model, not a curated record